GCCUCACCAUUGUGCCCUGUUUGUACAUGGUUUUAUUUUCGCUAUUUAAGUACAAUGGAGUAGCUCUAAGGCCUGCGCUGUAUCUGUUUUGCAUUGGGCACUAACUUGUUUACGUUUUGCCAACAAAAAAUCAGGCUGCGGGCCUAUAUAUAGUAUGUCAUAAAAAAAUUUCCUUUUCAUUCAUUGAAUUUGUGUCUGUACCCUAUAAAUACCUCCAAAAGUCUGAAUAUUCGCGCAUUUGAGUCAAUGAUGAGACGCUGUCAAGCCCUGCCUGGGUUCUUGCUUCUGACCGUAAUGGGCUUGACAGCCUAUGGCCAAAACUAUUGCGAUCCGGAGCUGUGUUCUGGAGGUCGUCAUGUGGCCUGUCAGAACAGCGGACGCUUUGCUAACGGUUGUCGGGGCGAGUUCGUGCACGUGAAUUCCUACAUCCAGCUGAUCCUGCAACUACACAAUGAGCGUCGCAACAUGAUAGCUGGCGGCGGAAUCAGCGGUUUUACCAGUGCCGUGCAUAUGGCCACCAUGGCCUGGGAUGCAACGCUGGCCCAGCUGGCCGCCUACAAUGCCCUCCAGUGCCGCAUGGCGCACGACGAGUGUCGCAAUACCAACACAUACCGCUUUGCGGGACAGAAUCUCAGCAUACUCUUCUCACGGACAGUGGACAUUACGGACUUCCUGCGCCAGCGAAUAUCCGCCUGGUUCGACGAGAACCGAGAUGCAACCAGCGGCGACAUUGAGAACUACCAGAUGCGGGGCGGACCGGCCAUCGGUCACUUCACAACCAUGGUGAACGAGCGCAACAACCGGGUGGGCUGUGCUAUCGCUCGCUUUACGGACGCCAACAACGUGCAGGCCACCCUGCUGGCCUGCAACUAUGCCGUAACCAAUGUCAUAAACAACCCCGUAUACCGGGCAGGAGCCGCCGCCGGAGAGUGCACCACGGGGCGCAAUCCCGCCUAUGCCAAUCUCUGUGCAGCCAAUGAGCCCUACAACUACAACCAGUGGUCGGGUUAAGAGAGCGAGAGAUGGGAGCAUCCUAGCUUUAGGUGUAAUUUUGAUGUGUUUUCUGUGUUUUAUAAACCCUUGAGGGAUAUCAUUAUUUUAGU
Molecule: messenger RNA, 1103 nt
Organism: Drosophila serrata
Lineage: Eukaryota; Metazoa; Arthropoda; Insecta; Diptera; Drosophilidae
Product: venom allergen-1
Source: RefSeq, a predicted model, not a curated record